UUCUUUCCACGGGAUUCCCGAAAGGCUUAGGAAGGCUCCCACGUUUCGUUUUAGUGGCGUCGUAAAUAAAAAGAAGUGGGAAGCUUAGUUACAGCAGAGAUGACGCCUCCGCGAUUCUGAGAGUCCCUAGCGAGCCAGGGCUAGCGGAAAGCGGGGGUGCCGGGGGACAGCUUCGUCCGUUCCACCCUGGGAACUGUAGUCUUCCGCCCCUCGGAUCCAACGGCAACCUCGGCGUCUGAACUCUGUUACCCAGAAGGUUUCGCAUGGCCGAAGGUACAAUUCCUCGGUUAGUCGUUCUCGCCAGCAAUUAGCGGAACCUAUUGACUUGGCGCACAAGGCUCGGCGGGCCUGCACGAAGCUAGUUGCUAAGCAAGGGGAACUUUGGUCAACUGCCACCUGGGCCGAGGCAACAGGAAAAACAGUACCCGGGAUGGAGACACCGUGGAUAAUCGCAAUCACGCGACAGAUCGGGGCUACAGGCUUCAGGGACCACAUCACGACCUAUUCCCGACCUUAGACAACUUAAGCGAGGAGUGAAAUGAACACUGCUGCCAGUCCUAACAGGGCAUUAAGGCCAAAGGUGGAUCUCACAAGAUCCUUUUCAUUUCGGAACUCAAAGCAGGUGUACACUGGGGUCCCCAUCAUUGCCGCCAAUAUGGAUACUGUGGGCACCUUUGAGAUGGCCAGAGUUCUCUGUAAGUUCUCUCUCUUCACUGCUGUCCAUAAGCACUACAGCCUCGAUCAAUGGCAAGAGUUUGCUGGCCGGAAUCCUGACUGUCUUGAGCAUCUGGCUGCCAGCUCAGGCACAGGCUCUUCUGACUUUGAGCAGCUGGAACAGAUCCUGGAAGCUAUUCCCCAGGUGAAACAUAUAUGCCUGGAUGUGGCAAAUGGCUACUCUGAACACUUUGUUGAAUUUGUAAAGGAUGUGCGGAAGCACUUCCCCCAGCACACCAUUAUGGCAGGGAAUGUGGUAACAGGAGAGAUGGUGGAAGAGCUAAUCCUCUCUGGGGCUGAUAUCAUCAAAGUAGGAAUUGGGCCAGGCUCUGUGUGCACCACCCGGAAGAAAACUGGAGUGGGGUAUCCACAGCUCAGUGCAGUGAUGGAGUGUGCAGAUGCUGCUCAUGGCCUCAAAGGGCACAUCAUUUCAGUAAGGCCCAAGGAUGGAGGCUGCAGCUGUCCUGGGGAUGUGGCCAAGGCUUUUGGGGCAGGGGCUGACUUCGUGAUGUUGGGUGGCAUGCUGGCUGGGCACAGUGAAUCAGGUGGUGAGCUCAUUGAGAGGGAUGGCAAGAAGUACAAGCUCUUCUACGGAAUGAGUUCUGAAAUGGCCAUGAAGAAGUAUGCUGGGGGCGUGGCUGAGUACAGGGCUUCAGAGGGUAAGAUGGUGGAAGUCCCCUUUAAAGGGGAUGUGGAACAUACCAUCCGGGACAUCCUAGGUGGGAUCCGCUCUACAUGUACCUAUGUGGGAGCAGCGAAGCUGAAGGAGUUGAGCAGGAGAACUACCUUCAUCCGAGUCACCCAGCAGGUGAAUCCAAUCUUCAGUGAUGAGCACUAGACCUGAGCAGUUCUGUGCUCCCAAGGCAACAUACUCAUCCCACAUACUGUGGCUGUGUAUUACUUCGUCAUUUCCUAUUGUCUUACUCCUGAGAGUUCCUGCAAUCACUCUAUAUUUCUCUAUGGGCACACUGGAAAUGCCCAAGGCACUUACUAGGGAGGAAGCAAGGAAGAAAACAGUCUGAGAAAAUGAUGUGAGAGAAUCAAAUGGUAAUGUAAGGACCCAGCAUCCUGAAGAUUAUGAAAAGGAAAAGACACUGAUUGAUACAUAAUGUUUUAUAUGGCCUUGAUCUGGAUGAGGUAGGCUUUUAUAAUGUCUUGUUAGCCAGCUUCAUUAAAUGGGACCUUCAAAUAUCUAAAAAGCUAAAAAGAAGUGUUUACAUAUUUGAAAUACCUCAAUAAAGACAGAUCCCACUGACUAAAAAAA
This is a messenger RNA of Cynocephalus volans (Philippine flying lemur), 1978 nucleotides long. It is a transcript of the gene GMPR2, whose product is annotated as guanosine monophosphate reductase 2. Gene Ontology annotation, molecular function: GMP reductase activity. Gene Ontology annotation, biological process: nucleotide metabolic process. The coding region runs from base 539 to 1552 and encodes 337 amino acids. The record is from RefSeq and is a predicted model, not a curated record. NCBI's taxonomy places the organism in Eukaryota, Metazoa, Chordata, Mammalia, Dermoptera, Cynocephalidae. Gene Ontology annotation, cellular component: GMP reductase complex. The transcript has 10 exons.